CUUGGACUUUACCCCUGAUUCUUUGUUAACUGAAAGACACAAAGCCUCUGAGACACCAUUUUCCAUUACUGUUCCUGGUGCUGGGCUGCGGUCCUAUUUUAAGAUACAAUCAAUUGUGUUUCGAACAUUUUAGGGAAACAGCAUGGACUUCUCCAUGCAGCUCCACGGGAGGUCUGUGAAAUAGAAUUGCAAUGUGUGACCUGCGCAGGGUUUGUCUCGUGUCAGUACAGGAUUCUGAGCGUUCUCUUCACUUUCCUCAGGAAGUGUGAACACUAAUGAUAUUUCGCCUCCACUGUAGAUGAUAGUUAUUGAACUGAUUCAGAUAAAAUUAGUUUCUAUUCCGGUAAAUACAAUCCUUAAUUUAAAGAGAAUCUCGGGUUUUCUCUUUUCCCUUCUGUAUAUUUUUUCUCUACACUGCUCAUUCCCUUCAUUAUAAUGUGAUUGGGGUUUUCUUUCUGUUCAUAAACCAAUAGUUUGCAGCAGUAAUAAAAUAUAAUUACAAACACCAAUGGUAAAGGUUCACAAAAAUUGCCACCUUUAUGUUGUAUUUACUUAGCCUAGACUGAGGUCCUUGAGGGGCUUUUUAUUUUUUCCUAACAGCGUCUCACGAUAUAGCCUAGGCUGUCCUCAGACUGGCGACUAUUUACCCAUCAUUGUUAUAAAAGCUAGAGAAGCAAUAGAAGAUUUUUAAAAAAAUGUCUCUACCAUUACAGAGCUUCUAACUUUGCAAGAAAGAUAAGUCAUAAUUAAAUAAUCAAGCCAGAGGCUGCUGAGGUGAGGAAGAGAUGUGGGACCAUCAGGAGCUCACCACGGUGAUUCCCAGCUGGGUAUAGGAAAUUAAAAUGGGUGUGGCAUCGGUGGGUUGAGCUUCAAAGGUUGAGUUAGCUAAGUGAAGGGCAGAGGCUGGAGGUCAGAGAUUGGAAAGGACAAGAAGGAAAAAGUUAUAAAACUACAUGGAACUGUGCCUCUCUUUCCCUAUGCUUUAUCUAGCCCCUUGCCUGCCUGUCUGCAGGCCAUCGCAGCCAGAUUGGAAUCUGUCUCCCUUUUUAACAGUUUCAGAGACAAUUCCUCAACUCUUGGUAGUCUGUUCUUCAGUUUCUGGAAAUUCCUGCCAAGGUUCACAAGAAGAUAGGCCUUUGUGACCCGUAAUUUCUAAAAGGCAUGCUUGACAAUGAGCAAUGACUCAAUCAAUAGGAAAAGUAAAGUCAGAGAUCUCCCCCUUGGGAAAAGUCAAGAGCACAGGUCACUGCAGCUGAGGAACCCAAGCUGGAAUCCCUCGGAGCAUGCUGGAGGGCCCCAGCUAGGGAACUGAGGACCUCUGUCCUACCCGCAACAUCACAAGCUUGGGCUACAAAGGAGCAUUUGUGUGCCGCACCCAGAGAAGGAGCUCCGAUGAAGUUAUGCAUAAGGAGUGAUUGUUGUCAAAGUCUUGUCGCUGGAGUUUUUCCAAGAUUGGGUACCCAGAAUUGAUAACCUUUCCGACUACGUACAGUGCUCAAAGAUAAAGGGCAGCAAUUAGCAUCAGGCGAUCCUACUGAAAACCCAGUGGGAUGAGAAAGAAUCAGGACCCAAAGGCAUCCUUACUGUAGGUAAUAGAGCUUGCAGAGGUUGUCGGGAAGGGAUAGGAAAUAAGGUUUCAUCGUAUUUCCAAGAACAGAUUUAGUUUGUAAAUGCUGACUGAAUACCAGACACUGAACUGGGUGGCAGAGUAUGAGGGCACGUUCUCCUAAAGAGGAGACUGCCUGCUUCAAAAGAUAGUGUGAGCAAACACCGUGAAGGCCGCCAGCAAAGGCAGGGGUGUGGCGCUGCCGGAGGCAAGGGAGACUCGUGUGCAAACACCGAAGGAGAAACCCAAGAGGGCCUGGGUGUAGUGCAGAAGCAGGGCACUUGCCUAGAAUUCUGUGGUCCUAGGGUAGAUCCCCAACAGCAGAAAGGGGAGAGGGAAACUUCACAGCAGAGCCUCACAGAGAAGCUGUUGAACCUGUGAGCGCUUCGUCUGCGCUACUGGCACAGGUGCGCUGCCACUUCACGACCAGCAGCUGGGAGAGGGGAACGUUCCCCACUGGAUGUCCUGAAAGGUCCACGUCGUGAAGUAAUUUGCUGAGACAUAAAUUCGAAUGGGCUUCCAGGAGGCUAAGGAGUCCCUGCCGGGCACAUGUGCAGUGUGUGGACCUCACUGAACACCUGGCAUUUGUGUCCCCAUACAGUUCACUUAUGCUCUUCUUGGACAUUUGCACAGUCAAGCUGGGAGCUGCCUGACCUGAGGGAAGGAAGAGUGAAAGCCAUCAGUGAUUCAGACGGGGUGAGCUACCCCUGGUACGGGAACACCACAGAGACUGUGACCCUGGUUGGCCCCACCAACAAGAUCUCCAGGUUCUCCGUCAGCAUGAAUGAUAACUUUUACCCCAGCGUGACAUGGGCAGUGCCAGUGAGUGACAGCAACGUGCCACUUCUCACCAGGAUCAAGAGGGACCAAAGUUUUACCACCUGGCUGGUAGCCAUGAACACCACCACCAAGGAGAAGAUCAUUCUGCAGACCAUCAAGUGGAGGAUGAGAGUGGACAUUGAAGUGGACCCUCUUCAGCUGUUGGGGCAACGGGCCCGGCUAGUGGGCAGGACUCAGCAGGAGCAGCCCCGGGUUCUAAGCCGGAUGGAACCCAUCCCCCCUAACGCACUCGUGAAGCCCAAUGCCAAUGAUGCCCAGGUCCUCAUGUGGAGGCCCAAGCGGGGGCCGCCCCUGGUGGUGAUACCUCCUAAGUAGAAGCGGACUGCCCAGCUGUGUGUUGCCAGGGGUGGCAGGAGCCAAACUGAGUUUCUGAGCCAAAGCAGACCUCUUGGUUUGCCAGCCUCUGCAGCUGCUUGUGAAGAGUCCAGCUGCUCCUCGGGUGGUAGAACCAUAACCCUUAAGAAAAGCCCCUUCCUCUUAGGAAUAAAGAAAUCACUGAUUUGACAGACUUGCUGUGAUUACCAUGCAAGUAGCCAUAUUUUGCAGCUGACCGGGAUGAUUCUUUUAUUUGAACUAUUGACCAUUUCUUUCCUGUGAGAUGCAGGAGAGGUAAAUGAAACUAAACAGUGCCUGUGGCGGAUGCUGCUUCCCAACCAAUUAGAAGCGCGCGUGGAAACAUCCACACCAGGUGUUCGUAAGACAGUCCCCCGUGUGUGACUGGAGGGUGUUGGGGAGUUGGGUGAAGGAUACUGGGUGAUGGGGAGAGAGAAGAAGUUGUUGCUACAGAUUAAUAGCAAAUAUUAGUUGAUGAUCAGAUCGUCAGCACGUUCUCUGGAAUGAGGGGAACACAUAAACACUCUGUCCCAGAGCUGCCCUAGGAGCUGUCCAAAGUGCUGAUGUCCGCAGCCCCAGUGGAGACUGGCUGCUUCCAUACACUCUCAUUCCAAAGAGAUGGUUCGUUCUAAGUGUUCGUCACAGUAUUGGCUAUGUAGUUCCUGUUUUCUGCAGUAACUGUGGCACUGGGUCCCUCCUGGGUUUUUUAGUGACUCAGUCUGUGACUUUGUUUACAACUACAGAUUCCUCACCAGCCCUUGGUUUACAAAGAUGUACAGCCUCCUGUCAUUGCAGGGUUUCGGGAACAUCUCCACAAAUGAGACCGAUACUUUCAAGUUUUAAUCUCUGACUUGUUUGGACACAGGAAGUGUACACGUCUGUGCACGCACAUGUGUUCUCACACACCAGUAUUCAGAGAUCAUAACAACGAGUCUUGCCAGUAGUGCCUGAAUGUUCAUCUAUGGCCUUUAAACACACAUAGUAUGUACACCAUAAGUCCACAUAGGUUAACUUCAACUAUAGUUAACAAAAAUUCAACUUUAACUGCUUGUCCAGCUGUAGGGAGGAAGUGUUUCUUACUUCUUUAGUGAAAAUCUGGGCAUUUUCUUUAAGCAAACUUGUAACACUGAGAUCCAGCCAAUAAAGGUGGGAAGCCAGAUGUCCUUAAUCCAGCUGUGUAAAACUUUCUAAUGAGUUUCCAGUAUUUACAGUGGAAAGAUUUCCAACCCUUUCAGCCUAAAUCACCCCCUCCCAGAAAAGAGCUUUCCUUGUUAUUCUCAGUAGUGCAGGUUGUGAGAUGGAGCCCUCUUUGUUCCAAAACUCCCCGGGAGAACAAACUACAGAGCUCUCACAAUGUUGUACAUUGAAUAAGUAAAUUCUUCAAGCUUAAUUUCAGAAGUGUGAGAUUCCAAGUCUGGAGCCAUUAUACCGAUCCUGUCAUUGACCCCCAAGCCUGCCAGAGUUUGGGGACAGAGAAUGUGAACUGGAAAGGCUUGUCCAUUGCUUUUGUUUAAAAUGCACUGUAGUUUAAUUGCUGUUAUGCUCUAGUCCCAGAGGAUGCGACUCAAAAUUACAUAGCACUAACUUCACACCCCAGCCAUCAGCUCCUCUCUCAUAGACUAGUAAUUGAUGGCAAGUCAUUUAUAACAACACAUUAAUGCCCAUCUGUGAGUUGCAAAGACUCUUCUAUUUAGAAAUAAUUCAGCUGUUAUUUUUGUUAUUUUCUCUGUCCUUUCCCAUGCUCCCCUCCUUCUUCAUGGCAGAGCUGACCUCAGAGAGCUACAAGCUGAAGACUAAAGCUGCUUAUUUUCCAUGCUGACAUCAGAAGCACCAAUCUCUCCCUCAUUGAAUUAGAUGCCACUUUUAUGAGAUUUGGGGCAGUGGAUGCUGAUCUUGGAAUCCAAGUCACAUAGCCCCACUUUAAGAAAACCUGAUUUUUUUUUUCCACAUCUAAAAUUGUAACAACAGAUGAAUAAGAAAGAGUUUAUAUUAAAAAUCCUAUGCAAGGCUUCAGUCUUUAAAUGUCCCUAGCACAUUAAGAUAUGAGUCACACAAUUAUAUUUCCAUAAAAUAUAGCUUUUCAAAGACCUGUCUAUACUUAUAAAGCAAGGUGCAGCAUGCUUACCUAAGCUUAUUCCUACUUAAAAAGAAUCACUUCAGAUUUUUAAAAUAAACUACCCCCAGGUGGUUUCCUGGGGAAUGAUGUAAUAACAAUUGAGAAGAAAUAUGUGAGAAAGGGCUUAUAAAAGGUAAAAUCACUAUGCAAAUAUGCUUUACCGCUGUCAUUUGUUACUUCUCUAAACUCUUUCUCUCAGUCCUGAAGUCAACCUGGUAGAACACUCAAUUACCCAAUAGCCAAUUAUGUUAAAGUUACCAUUGUUUUACAAGGAGAUGACCCCCUUUCCCUUUGUCUGUGGAUCAUUGACUUUUAGCUUAGUCAGGAUAUUGCCAAACAAAGGCUCUCUUACAGGAGAGAGUUAACCUUGAGAUCUCUGCGGGGGCGGGGGGGGGGGUCACCUGCAUUUUCUCAUCAGGCUGCACGUCUCUUGAGAACGGGGGUCUGAUGCCAGACGACAUCAGUUUCAAACCGACUCGCUCUGAGCCUUUGGUGUGAGUUGGGUGGUCUCUAAACUAUAUUUGGACUUUAUAUUUGGGUCAUAGUUUCUUAGUGACACAACAGUUUAAAACCUCCUGUAUUCGUAAGAACAUUUCAUCAGGUCUUAAAUCCUUAAAUGAGGUCACCCUUGAGAUCCUCUAGUCUAUGAUCUCCAAGGAAAUUGAGGCCCAUUUAAAUUAGGUCAACUAUUCAGGAUCACAAAGCUCAUCAGCACAGGCCUGAGUCUCCCAGACCACAGCUUACAAUACAGACACAUUGCCUGGGACCUGGGGUCUUUCCUCGAUUCCAGCCAGAAACGCUGCCAUUGUUCCAGAAUCAUUCACCCACAAAUCAAUAAGCCGAGAAAUUAAAAACAAUUGGGUCCAGAAUCCUUUCCGUUAUAAUGUCAAAAAAGGAACAUUCCAGAUUACUUUCUAUCUGUGACAGUUGUUUUGAUAGUGAACCUUUAAUCUGUUCUCUGCUGAUUGCAUACCACAUCGGCAGGAGGCUGGAGGCUGGUCCCCUGUCUGCCUUCCAGUCAAUGAAUCAUUUUGGAUCCCCCCCCCCCCCCCCCCCCGCCCCGCAAUGAAUACCUCAAAGGCCAAAGUCAUGGUCUAAGAAACAACUCUGCAUAGUAAAAUAAAAUAGCAAUGAUUUAUAAAAGAUUUUGCAAAAGGCUUCCACACGCGUUUUCUCAUCCACAGUCAUCGUAAGAAGUGUGAUUCGGUGGUGGUGGUGGUGGUGUUAUUGUCCUCUUCUUACAAAUAGCAAGUUGAGACCAAAGAGGGUAAAUGAUGUAUCCGCAGGCACACAAACAGGAAAAAAUGCCAAAAGCCAGGAUUCAAACUGAGCCUUUUGGUUCAAACCCCCAUUUUCUCCCUCUAUAUGGUGCUGUCCCUUAGUUUAGCCCUUAGCACAAAGGAGAAGAAAGAAAAGGAGAAGGCAGGUCACUGUCAUCUGCACGGCCAUGUAGUCCUCCCCUACCCACCAAGUGGAGUCAUUAAAAAUGAGAGAAUGAAAGCUGUUUGCUUCCUCAAAGAGCCUUGUAAUCCCCAGGGAGGUUGGCCCAGAAAAAACGCCUGUCAGGGACUGUGGUGUGGGGGAGGUGGCUGUCACUUGUAAUUAAUGGAGUAGGAAAAGCCUACUGGUCUCCGAAUCCCUUAAACACAAGUACAAAGACAGACAGGAAGCAUGCAUCCUACAGCUGAGGUCCCAGCUGAGCACUGCCCUGCCACCCGCGGUCCCUCAAUGCCUGCGCAGGAGCAGCCCAUGGGGCGGAGGCAGUGAAAACAAUGGCUUUCCAAGGCCUUCUUGGCACAUUGAGCGUUCUUGUUAAGAACCGAGGGCGCAAUUAAACCAGCUAGAGCCAGCUCCCAACUGAGUUGCAAAGAAAGAUAUAAACGCACACAUAUACACGUGCACACACGCACGGACAAAGACCUACCACACUCACACACUUUCCAGGCUGAAAAGAAAAUUAAUCAAAAACCCAAUGAAUGCCUGAACUCUAUAAUUAAGCCUAAAUGAUCCUUAGAUAGAACAGGAGCCGAGUGAACAAGCUCAGUGAGCAAGCACACAGAUAUUUUUACCCCAGAGUCUUAUUGCCAUUAAUUUCUUUUGAGAUCUGGAGUACAUCUGGUCCCCAUUUUUCUGGUAGGACAUCUGCCUAUAGAAAGCUUCCCAGAGAGUUGCCAAGGUUAUCUGACCAUUCCCAAGCACUUCUAUAGGAAUUCCUAUGGGGAAACAUGGUAUCAUUGAUCCCCGAGUCAGGCAUAUGCUCUCCUAUAACAAAGCCCAUGGCUAGCCUCAGUAGACAGUGGCGUGAUCUCUGAAACACUCCAGUGUCUCAGCGAGGCAUUGUCUGAUGUAAGACAUUGUUUGUUGGAUCAGUAACACAUGGGCUGCAGCUGGUGAGCUGACCUUCAGGAUCCAUCAGCUUGGAAACCCAAAACCUCAUUCAGUCCCUGCGGAGCAAAGCCUGGUCUCUGGGAAGGUUGGGGAUCUCUCAGCUCUCCCCAGCCUUGGCCACCUGGCUAAAAGAGGCCUAUCCCCAGGCAGGGGCAGAAAAGAAAAGCAGGAGAAGGCCACAUGGUCCUGUAGGUAGCUAAAACUCCUCCUUUAGGAGGAAACAAGUGGCUAAGUGUCAGGACAGGGCCAGAUGGAAAAUCCCAGCACAACUGGCUGGGUUGAAAUGACCACAAAAGUCAUCCCAGAACAGCUGUAUUUUCCUCAUUUGUGGUCACAUAGCACAGAGGGGUGUGUGUGUGUGUAUUCAAUAUAUAUAUAUUGAAUACACACACACAUAUGUUUAAAUCUUUUCUUGGGUCUCUACUGGCCUGUCUGUCCCUACAGUUUUGGCUAAGUCCUUGAAGUUUGCAGGUGGUUUUACAGACCUGCCAUCUUGAAGGAGAUAAAAUGAGAAAGUACUUCCCCUCACCCUGUACAUACACAACAUAUCCCAGGCUAUCUCACAUGGUGGAGGUAUGGCUGGUUCUGUCUUCUCUCUACAUCUGCCUAUUGUGACCCCUUUCUCUAUGGUCUCUUUUGGCCCAGCUGCACAGUUGUCUUUAAGCCUGUCCCAGUCCCUAUUCCAUGCCUCAAUUAUUCCUUUCUCCCAGCUGGGCCAAAGGAUGCUCCCUAAAAGAACCAGCUCCUCUUUCCAAGACAAAUACGGAUCCAGGCCUCUAGGCAGUGGGACACAUGGCCAAGCAUCGAGCCUCUUUUACCUCUAGGCCCCUGUUUGUCUUCAGCUUACCCAGAAAAAUUGGGUUGAUCCUUAAAACAGCUGAGGGCUGGUUCAGAAAUACCAGGGGGUAGGGAAGAUACAUAUGUCACAACCGUACGGUGACACAGAGCCAAGACACAAGCAGGAUUGUAAGGGAUACAGAUAGUGCUGUGAGACAUUUAAAUCAUCAUUGAAUCUGGGGCUGGCUGAGGGCUGGCUGAGGCCCAGCAUUACUGGAGCAAGGAGGAGAUAAAAAGGAGGACAGGAUGUUUUGUUAGUUGCCAGACCUAGGGUGAAGGUGAGGCAAGCAAGGUUCUAGGACACGUAGAAUUUAAAAAGGCACUCACACUCAGGCCCAUGUGCUUGCAUGCCCCUGCAAGAGCAAGCCUUCUUGGUGUUUGCCUUUGGUGCCUGGCUUGCUCCUUACUCUCGGCCCCGCUUCACAUCUACCUCUAACUCUCUGCUGUCCACACAGAAGAGUAAAGCAGGGAAGGUAUCAUGGGAUCCUCCAAAUGCUCAUGCUUCCAGCACGCCUUUCUACAAGUAUGUCCUACAUACUCGGCAAAACAGAAUCCUUGCCCUCAGUGGGACAGUGCUCAUAGGACACUGUAGGAGGCACUCCUUGUGCCACUGGGUCAUGCAUUGGGAGGUAGCCCAGGAACUUGCAAAGUGUCUCAGAAUCAUCUCUCUACCCAAUGGGUGCAUCAAACAGCCUGCCAUUUUUAGAGACUGGUAUGACCCCUCUCUCAUGCCUAAGUGACAGGACAAGACUUCCCAGGCACACUGUCCUAAUGAAAGCACAGUACACACCCCAGCCCUCGGGUUAUCUCUCCAUCUGCUGUGCCCCCACCCUAGGAACCCAUUAGAAUAUUCCACCCAAACGUGAUGCAAUGACACGCUAAUUGUAAAAAUAACAGGAAGGAUAAUGCAUGCACUUCAGGCUGAGAACUAUUUCGUUAAACUGGGCUUUGAAAGCAAGACAGCCAAUUAAAUUAUUUCCCACUUUACUCUCUCACAUACCAGACGCUAAGGAAGGCUAUUACUUCUAAUUAAUCAGAGAGAAAAGACUGUGCACAUGCAUAUCAGAAGAAUGGAGGUAGAGACGCUGCCACCCCUAUCUCCGUCUGCUUGCACAUACGCAUGUACACACACACACACACCAGAAAACUAAGGACUAUCUCACCUAAAGAAUUCCAUGGAUCUUGCUGGGCAGUGGUGGUACACACCUUUAAUCCCAGCACUUGGGAGGCAGAGGCAGGUGGAUCUCUUUGGUUCGAGGCCAGCCAGGUCUACAAGGUGAAUUCCAGGAGCACCAGGGCUACAAAGAGAGACCCUGUCUCGAGAAAAUAAAAACUCCCAUGGAUCUUCUUAAAUGGCAAAAAAAAAAAAAAAAAAAAAAAAACUUCUAGUCCCAAGAGCCACUAAUAAAAUCAAAGUAUUCCUUCUUUGAGUAAUCCAUGAAAAGAGAAACAGGACAUUUUGUAUAUAAGAAUAAACAGCUUUACAGUCAGUUUAAUUAUGAGCUUGUUACAGGAAAAAAAUGAUCUUGUCUUUUUGCCUUUAGUAGAUUAUUUCCACCCAGCUCUCUAUAUCCCAAAUAUAUUAUUCAUUGGUACAGGAGACCAGGGAACUGGGCUCCUGGGCCCUGAUUUCGUAUUGAUGUCAUGCUGACCUUGACGUAUUUAUCUGUGGCACAAGAAGGAGGCCCCUUGUCAGUGCCAUGUGCACCCCACAAGUGUUUAUGAAAGCACACUUAACAGAGCAAACUUAACUGGGUUGCUUGUGUCUUGCCUUAGGAAAACUAGUAGACAAAAGUACACUACACACUUACAAUAUUUUCUAUACAAAAAUUAUGCUGUUUUUACAUUGCUUUUAUAUAAUAUAUGAUAGAAUUAAUAGACUAAUGAUAUAUGGAUUAAUAUCAAUAAUAAAUCAUAAAGAGCAUGAUUAGUGAGGCAGUCUCCUUGGUGACGUGACUUUCGUUCAUGAGCAUCUGUGUGGUGUGCUUUGUGAUCACCAAGUAGACUGUGAGUUCGGCUUAGGCCUCUGCUCACAUCUGCUUACCUUGUACCCAACCUCCUCCCCACUUCACCAUGUUUGUUCUUCUUUGCCAGGUCAGGUACCAAGGGCUGGCAGAGUCUGGCACACUCAGCACCUCUGACCCAUUCUGACUAAUCACAUUCCUGCAGAAAUGGGAACUGGCAUUUACAGAUGCCAAAAGGCAUGGCUGCUAUUCUGGUGAACAGGGUACAGAGAGGGCUGCUUUCUAAAACAUAUCUUAGACCAAGUCCCUGUUUGUUUAUGAAAUGGGUUUAUCUUCUAAUUUCAGAGUGUCAAGACAAGUUUAUUUAACUGACUACAUAACUUCCUAAACUGAAGGCAUAUAAUAUAUAUAAUCAGAAGAGGCAAUGACAUUAUUUAAAUGUGGAAUUAUAAAAACAUUUGCACCCUAGCGAUCCUGUGAGCAAGUCCAGCGCACACAGAAUCUAGACAAGUGACUGGGGAGGUGGCUCCCUGGGUGAAGUGCUUGAUGCUCAGGCACGAGGACUUGAGGUCAGAUCCCAAACACCCACUAAAACCCAGACUUGGCAGCAUGUAUCUAAAUGCAAUGUUGGAGUGGAGUGGCAGAGGGGACAAUCACUGGCUAGCUUGCUGACUAGCCUGUUUAGCUCCACUAGUGAGCUCCAGGCUGAGAGAGAGCGAGCGAGAGAGAGAGAGAGAGAGAGAGAUCCUGUCUCAAAAAACAAGGUGUAGAACUCCUGAGAAAGACACCCAAAAUAGACCUGUAACCUCUACCCUUAGGUGCACACACAUACACCCACACACAUACAAUAUACAUACACAGGUGUACACACACACAAACGUGCACUCUGACAUAUAUGUGACAUAUAUAUGUAUAUAUAUAUACACACACACCAAACAAAAAUUUCAGGAAAGAAAGAAAAGGAUUCACAACAUCUACUUUACCUAAGAACAGCUCCCUUUGUGCAUUCAAAAAUGCUUUUUGUUUUAUUUUUUUAAAAUUGGGUCCACCCACUUUUUUAGGACUUCAGCUGUUACAUAAAGUGGUAGAUACACGUGCCCACAAAAAAAAAAAAAAAACAGCUGGUGUAUAUUUUCUUCCUAAAGAACUUUGAUUGACAGCUUCAAAUAGCAUGAUAUAGACACAUAGUGAAGACAAAGACUUUGGCAAUUGUCCUGAAUCAAUGACAGAAAUCCUGGUUACACCCAGGUCUCCAGUCAGUCCGGUUCCUGCACCCGGAAUUCUAAGGGGCACUGCUGGAAUUUCCACCCAUUUCUGUAGUUUUUUUGUGCUUUCCCAAUGGACUAAACACACAAGUGACUUGAGAUCCCUUCACACUGCUUUAGCUUUUAAUCUUUUAAGAAUAGAUGAAAGUUACAGACCUUCUUUAUAGAGAUGUGUACAUGAAGAUGCUCAGAACUUUGCACAAAAUUCAAGCUAUUAUCCCUUUGAAAAUCUACUUACAAAGUUUGAAUUAUGAAUGUCUGCUUUUAAGGAAUGCUGUUUCCUUGGCCACUGUCUUAAUGUGCACUGUUUGC
This is a messenger RNA of Alexandromys fortis (reed vole), 11661 nucleotides long. RefSeq names its product family with sequence similarity 78 member B (gene Fam78b). The transcript has 2 exons. The record is from RefSeq and is a predicted model, not a curated record. Lineage: Eukaryota; Metazoa; Chordata; Mammalia; Rodentia; Cricetidae. The coding region runs from base 2156 to 2761 and encodes 201 amino acids.